AUGUCUGCCCUCAUCGGAAACACUCUACUCACCCAAGACGGCACCGAAGUGAAGGCUGACGAUGUGCUCGCUGGGAACGAGAAGAUUGCCUUGUACUUCUCGGCUCACUGGUGCCCUCCUUGUCGGAAGUUCACUCCUGUACUAAAGGAGUUCUACGAGGAAGUGAAGGAAGAGGAGGGCGAGGACAAGUUGGAGAUCAUAUUCAUAUCUAGUGACAACUCCGAGGAGGAACAGGUGGAGUACCACAAGGAGGACCAUGGGGGCUGGCUCAGAGUGCCAUACAGUGACGUUGAGACCAGAGAUGCUCUUAAGAAGGAAUUUGGUGUGUGUGCGGGGAUCGAGAAGGAGAAUCUGGGCAUCAUCAAUGACGACCAUAAAUCGGGCAUACCUUGCCUUCUUAUAUUGGACGAGGACAAGCGGAGUGUGAAGGUCUUCGAUGGCGUGAAUGACGUCAAGACGAUGGGCCCAGUAGCCGUCGAUAUGAAUUACCCCUUCCAUGCAGUUAUCGAGGAUCCCGAGACGUCCUCUCCUGGAGACCUCUAUGAGCGGACAUUCGCAGACCUGGUCACAGCAGCAGCUGGGGCUAGACGAGGGGCCCUACUCCUUGUCAUCGGCUCUACCACGCUGGGAAGGAGACUAUUGGACCAACUUGGGGCUCAGGCCCUCGAACAGAGCAGGUCAAAGCAGGUCUCCGUGGAAGUAUACGAGACGGCUCGAGACGGAACCACCGCGGGCCAGCUCGUGGAGAAGACCAUCUGUGAGAGCCCCGAGGACGUCCUCACUUGCAUGUCUCUGGGACGGAGCUUGAUCUCGUCGCCGUACAGCGACCUCUGUAGCGUCAUCACAUUCCACGGCGGUUCGGCUACGGUCAUCAACUCAUCGUGUCAAUCUCUCGGCUCGUUUAUAUUCCCUUCCUUGAUCCGUACCAUACCUUCCAUAACUCACACAUGCUUGCUCCUCUGCUUGCCCACCAUCGUGUCACACCCCGAAGGGCUCGAGAGAGAUCUCAGAAGAGCACUGGCUCUGGUCGGGAGACGGCCGUUGGAUGCCGAUCAGGAGCUGGAGGCUCUUAUAGUCGCCUGGGAAACCAAAUAUGGUCUGGACCGGGGAGAGGAGGCUGGCAGAGUUGGAAGGCUGCGAGCUGUUGAAGAGAAGCUCAGUGAUGAAAUUGAUGAGAUAACGGAGCAGUGUGAGAGGCACCGUAGGAGGGCCAGCGUCCUUAGCGACCGACUCAGCGAAGUAGCACAGUUCGGUGUGCUCUCUGGUGGGAGGGACAAGGAUGAAGUCACAAGACAGGAGUUGGCCGAGAGCCGACAGGCCCGCAAGGAGUUGGCGGCCAAGUUGGACGAGCUGGAGGGGAUCAAGACCGAGAUAGAGGCUGACAGGGACCGUCUGGCGGUUGAGGCAGGGGCACAGAGACGUGCCAGUGACAAGCUGAGGGAGGAAGUCACCAAGUGGCGGCGUUCGUUGGAAGCCAUGCAGCAGCAAAUGGCCAUGGACACAGGGGCUCGAGCAGCUGAGGAGACCAAGCUCAUAGAGGAGCUCGAGAAGGCGAGGGGACAGACUGCCAAGGCCGAGUCAGCCCUAGAGGAGGCCAAAAAAGCGCAUCGCUCCGCCGUAGACCAAGCCGAGGCCCUCAAAGUAGAUCUGAGCACCAGUAGAGGGCGCGUGAUGGACCUCGAGAGCCAGCUAUCGAAACAGUCCUGUAGCUUCCAGAAGACCAUCGAGGGUAUUCGCCGAGAGCACGAGCUGGUCAGGACUGAACUAGAGGCUGAGAUCCAGUUGUUGAGGCGUGAGGUAGAUGAACACAACAGGAGCUUAGUAGCAGCUGCGGACAAGGCAAGUCAGUUGGAGGGCACGGUCCGACGGCUACGAGAGGAGGGCUCCAAUAUAGUUGAGGAAAACAACCAGUAUCGCCUCCGAGUGGACGGGCUUGUCCAGCGAGUUGCCGAGCUCACCCAGCUUUGGCAGGAAUCAGAGGCCUUGAGGGAGGAUGAGGGCCAGCGGCUGAGGGCCGCGCUGAGGUUAGCGGAUGAGAAGUCCCACGACCUUGACGUGGUCACUGCUGAGGUCAUAGCCCUUCGUAGUGAGAAGAACUCUCUUGUGGAGGAGCUCUCACGCUUGCAUACUGCGGAGGAGGCCUCAGCGGAUGCUGACUUGUCGUCUAAGGGGGCCCUGGCUCUAGCAAGGACGGAGGGAAUACCAAUGACGAGUUUAUCGUGGGCUAGUCGAGAUAUCACUAUGGAGCUCGAAGAGGCUCACCAUAGGAUGAAGGCGGAGAUCGUCGAGUUGACUGAGGCCCUAGCAGUCGCUGAAAGGGCCGCUCUCGAGGCACAAGAACAACAGGCCUUGUCUUGUCGACUGCCCUUGGUGCAGCGAGAGUUGCUAGAUAGAAGGACCAAUUGGUGCCAGACGGACAUUGCUGGCUGCAAGCUGAGGCUGCCGGAGCCCUCCAAGAGCUUCGAUGAUUUCAUCAGCCAACAGGUUGUCGCUGCAGCGAGUUUCGUAGAGAAAGAGCUCCUGGGUAGAAUCCACUCCCUCGAGACUGCUUCUGAACGGGCCCACAUGAGUGGCGAGGACUAUAAGGAGAGGGCUCGUCGUGCUGAAGCAUCUCGAGUGGAGCUCCUAGGGAACCUAGCGCAGGCAGAUGAGAAGGCAGGGCAGCUGCAACGAGAGAAGGAGGAGAGUGUAUAUAAGUUGGCUCUCGUCGAGGAGGAUAACAAGAAACUCCGCGAUGAAGUGUUCGCUGUGAUCGAACGUCUGAAGACUACUGAGGAGCUCCACAAGGAGGAACUGGCGUACUUGACUGAACACGACUCCAAGGCGUUGAGGGGCAUCAUUGCAUCGAGAGAAGGCCGACUAUUGGAAAUGGAAACCACCCGGCUAGAGGCAGCAGCUAACGCUGCUGCUGUCCGUGAACGGGACUCAGUGGUGGGAGUACUACGAGAGGAAUGCGACAGGCUGAAGGGCGAAGUACAGGACUUACGCUCUGAUAAUAUAUCCCUGACCGCUCAGCUCGAGAAAGUCUCCAGCAGUUUGCAUCGUUCGGAGCACGAGAGCAGACAAAACUUGACUCAGCAAAUAAGUGGCUACGAAGAGGUUAUCGCCUCGUUGAGAGCUCGCUGCGAAGAGUUGCAGAAAGGCUCUGAUGAGCGUAUACGAGGAGAAGUGAGUAGCAUGCAAGAUGAGCUGACUUCGAUGCGACAAGAGUUGUUGGAGUCCUCAAGGCUGUUGGCGGAGCAAAUCUCCCGGAGUGCUCUGCUAACGGGUGGCUAUGAAGUCGUCAUUGCUGAACUGAGGGCCCGCUGUGGGGAGCUGGAGGCUCUAGUGGAGAGAGGGCAAGCGGCGCGUUUCGAGGAACUUCGAGGAGCUGUCAACGAUAGUAGCAAUGUGGUGAUCGCUGACUCCAGCAAGGCAGAGAUGACUAAAACGUCAGGGAUGCUCCCUGAGGGAACGACGAACAUGCCCAUUUCAUCAGCUAAGGAAUCGUUGGCUUUCGUUGAGUUGCAGACCCACCGAGCCGAAGGGCUGUCUAUGGCGUUGGAGGAUAUCAAGUCACGUGAGCAACCACCUCCUCUUGAAUAUUCUCACCGUGGAGGAGACCUCGAACUUGCUAUUCAAAAGUCAACAAAGUUGGAGGCCGAAUUGCAGUGCGCUAGAAACGACUUGAAUGCGGCGCGUAUGCUCGCUGAGCAACAGGCUGACGAGAUCUCUGAGAUUGGAAAAAUGCGAGACCAAGGGGAUCGAGAAUCGUUCGAACGACUUAGCACGUUACGUGAGGACUUCAGCGGUCUGGAGAUGCAAAUGAGGACUAAAGUGCAGCUUCUCCUCGCGGACCUCGGCAGUUCUCUUGGGGUUCCAAUCGAUGACAAGAGGCCGUUCUACUCCCUGUCAAAUGCAGCUGAGCUGGGUCAUGCUUUGAAGGGAGCUGCUGAGGGUUUGCAACGCGAUCAGAAGCUCUCCCAACAGCGUUGUGAAGAUUUGCAACGACAGUUGGAGCGUGCCAAUUCGGCGCUUGAACAAGCACGGGAAUCUGCAGGAGGGUUGUUGGAAGAAUUUAGAUCCAUUUUGAAGGCGAUGAGCUUCCCUGUGGGAGAUAGUUGGGGUGCUGACUCCCCGGGGCCUGUCGUUGACAAGGUGCGCAGACUGAGGGAUGCGGCAAACGAAUCUCGAUCACGUGUGGAGGAAUUAGAAAGAGAUUGUAAACGUCUUCGGGGAGAAGUUGAAAACUCUAGUGCUGAGCUGCGUUCGCGAGAGGAAGAGAUCAGCGUGUUACGUCAUAAACUGGAGGCGACUGAGGAAGCUAGAGCGGAGCUGGAAGGGAGGUUGACGGUCAUGUGUGAUGAAGUUGCCACGAGCAGCGAUAUAGCGCAGUCGGCUCGGAUGGAGGUCGCCUCGAGAGUAGCUGAGGUAGAGCUGCUCACAAGGGAGAACAAGGAGUUGCUGGAGGAGAUGUGCCAAGUUCGGGAGAGGUCGUCGAUGAUGGUUAAGGAGUUGGAGGGACGAUUUCGAGAGGCGGCAUCCAUGACCUUAAACGAUGCGCUUGGCAAUCUCAAGGCGCUUGAGGAUGAGCACUCAUCAGGUGUCAUAGGAACGCAACAGUGUUGGCGAGAAAGGUGUGGUAUGCUGAUAGAAGACGCUCGAGCUGUCUGUCACUCCCUGGAGCUGCGAGGGCGGACUGCGGAGGAAUCAGCUGAAUGGGCCGGCGUCCUUCUUGAGGCAGCACGUGAGCAUUCUGAUGCUGUGUCGAGUGAACUACACGAUGUGAAGGAGGGGGUGGAGGAUCUCCGGGAGGAGCUGGAGAGAGCUCAAGAUUUGAUGGUGGUCGAACAAGGCAGACAUCGACAGGAGCUGAUGUCGCUCCGGACUCGGCUGGUGGACUCGGGAGGAGAUUACACCACACGAGAGAGGUUGAGCAUGCGCCUAGCUGAUGCCCAGUCUUCACUCGGAGCGGCAGAAGAGUGCCGUAUAGGGUUUAGGCGUCUCUUGGCAGAUCUCGAGCAUGUGACACCAAGGUGGCUAAAGUCCCUCGAGGAGUUCGAACGAGCAUCGAUGCGCGCCGCUGAUUAUGAGUCUCGCCAAGAACCGAACUCCUUUGCUUUUGCGACGAGUGGUAGUCUGAGGAGGAGCAUCGUCGAACCACGAGAAAUGGGUGCGAUAUCGGAGCUCAUCACUUCAUCGAGGAGAGAAGUCAGCAAGUUCUGUGAGGUCACUAAAGAGGGUCUCGGCAGGUUUAAUGAGCGGAGACAAGAGACCCUGCGGUCCCUCGAGCGUGCCAGUAUGGCCAACGAGGAUCUUAUAUCGAGAGGUUGGAUGGCUCUUGUUGACGUGAAUGCUGUGAAGGUGGGAUGCGUCUUCUUUGGAGGCUCUCGAAUUGCCGCUUGA
Messenger RNA from Perkinsus marinus ATCC 50983, 5385 nucleotides. Its product is annotated as thioredoxin, putative. The record is from RefSeq and is a predicted model, not a curated record. Lineage: Eukaryota; Perkinsozoa; Perkinsida; Perkinsidae. Gene Ontology annotation, biological process: sensory perception; photoreceptor cell maintenance. Bases 1 to 5385 code for a protein of 1794 amino acids. The transcript has 32 exons.